Messenger RNA from Epithele typhae, 1008 nucleotides. Its product is annotated as oxidoreductase. NCBI's taxonomy places the organism in Eukaryota, Fungi, Basidiomycota, Agaricomycetes, Polyporales, Epitheliaceae. Gene Ontology annotation, cellular component: endoplasmic reticulum membrane. The coding region runs from base 1 to 1008 and encodes 335 amino acids. Gene Ontology annotation, molecular function: 3-dehydrosphinganine reductase activity. The transcript is spliced from 7 exons. Gene Ontology annotation, biological process: sphingolipid biosynthetic process. The record is from RefSeq and is a predicted model, not a curated record.
AUGGGCCUCUCCGUCCUCGCGCCUGUGCUCGGAGCUGCCUUCGUCGCCUGCAUCACAUACGCAGUCAGCUCGCUCUUCGUGAACAAGUGGGACCCGCGCGGAAAGCACUGCUUCGUCACUGGGGGCUCGUCCGGCGCCGGCUUCGCGCUCGCCCAGCUCCUCGUCCGUGAGGGCGCGCACGUCUCCAUCGUCGCGCGCAACCAGGCGCGCCUCGACGAGGCGCUCGCUGAGCUCGAAAAAGAACGCCAGAGCCCCGAUCAAGUCCUCAAGGCGUACCCUUUCGCCGUCAACUCCGAAGCUGGCUCCGCAGCCGCGCUCGAGGCAGCCUGCGAGUCGUUCAAGGGCCGCGCGCCCGACGCCGUCUUCACCUGCGCCGGCGCGUCGCGACCGGGCUUCUUUGUCGAGCUCAGCGAGGAGUCGCUUAGGCAGGGGCUGGAGCUCACGUACUACGCUCAGGCGUUCACAGCUUUGGCCGCGACCAAGGCCAUGGUGAGGACCGGGGUGAAGGGCAAGAUUGUCUUCGUAUCUUCCGUACUCGGCUACUUCUCCAUAGUUGGGUACGCCGCCUACGCGUCUGGGAAAUUCGCUCUGCGAGGGCUCGCCGAAACCCUCCACUCCGAGUUCAAGCUGUACGGGAUCGACGUCCACAUUGCCUUUCCCGGCACGAUUUACUCGAAAGGCUACGAGGAGGAGAACAGAGUCAAGCCCGCGGUCACGCUCAAGAUCGAAGGGACCGACAGCGGGAACGCGCCCGAGGUCGUCGCCGCCACCAUCCUCUCAGGCGUCCGCACGGGCAAGUUCCACAUCACGGACAGCCUCAUCGGGCACGCCUUCCGGUCGACCUCCGCGGGAUCGUCGGAGCGCAACAGCUACGUGCUCGACCUCGUCUACCUCCUUAUCGGCUACAUCGGGCUUCCCAUUUGGCGCCUCGGCGUGGACAGCACCGUCAAGGGCCAUCGCGAGGAGCACCGCGGCUACCUCCGCGAGCGCAGGAUCCUUGCGCCGUGA